AUGACAAGACUACCAAGUCGAGUUAUCCAAAUAAUACGCAAGCUAAUACGCGACAUAAAAACUCUUGUAAGAGCACCAAGGUACGUCACCACCGAAGCAGACUACUCUCUUAGAUAUGGAAAGGUUUGGCUCAGAUAUCAGAGACCGACGCCACAGGCUUGUAGCAUCGAGUGGCAAUCGCACUGUCAGCAGAACAUAAGAUUCAAGAUCCGCAGUCGAAGCGACGGAGAUCGACGACGAGUUUCGCAGGCUCAGCAACACAUAGCACCAAAUCGUAGCAACUCAUACGCAGCGUGGUGGUCGGCGGGAGUAAAGGGCGCCUGCAAAUAUGAAGCCAAGUUUAUGGCGAAUAGCUGCACAUACAGCUUUAGCAAAAAGUUUUUCAAUAUACUUGCACACUGCACUUGUUUGGCGUUUGCUUAUAAAUUUAAUGAAAAUCUCAGCUAAUAGUUUUGCCAGCACAUAAAAUAUGUUAUGCCUUCUAUA
Molecule: messenger RNA, 486 nt
Organism: Drosophila sulfurigaster albostrigata
Lineage: Eukaryota; Metazoa; Arthropoda; Insecta; Diptera; Drosophilidae
Exons: 2
Coding region: 1-447 (148 amino acids)
Source: RefSeq, a predicted model, not a curated record